Messenger RNA from Puntigrus tetrazona (Sumatra barb), 3096 nucleotides. RefSeq names its product exocyst complex component 8 (gene exoc8). Lineage: Eukaryota; Metazoa; Chordata; Actinopteri; Cypriniformes; Cyprinidae. Gene Ontology annotation, cellular component: exocyst. The record is from RefSeq and is a predicted model, not a curated record. Bases 207 to 2261 code for a protein of 684 amino acids. The transcript has a single exon. Gene Ontology annotation, biological process: exocytosis; Golgi to plasma membrane transport; intracellular protein localization.
AGCUAUUCAAACAUUAUUUUGUAAGUCUUCGUCGCGUGCAGUAUUUUGAAAAGUUCGCUCGCCACGUGAUGUGACGUCACGCGAAGGCGUCGAGCUUUUCCUGUUGAGGAAGCGAUCAGCCCUGCAUCUCGAGUGCAAUGACAGCCUGAUUUUCACACAAUUACCCUCGCGUUUGUGUUUCAUUUUCGCCGCGACAUUGAAAAAAUAUGGCAGACACUGGAAAUCGUUUGCGCAAGUUACUGGAGUCUCCUAAUUUUGAUCCUCAGUCGUACGUGAAGCAGCUCUCGCAGCAGUCGGAUGGGGACCGGGACUUACAAGAACACCGUCAGAAAAUACAAACACUGGCCGACGAAACCGCGCAAAACCUGAAGAAAAAUGUUUAUAAGAACUACAGGCAGUUUAUUGAGACAGCCAAGGAGAUUUCUUACUUGGAAAGUGAGAUGUAUCAGUUGAGUCACAUUCUCACUGAGCAGAAGAGCAUAAUGGAAAGCAUUACCCAGUCUCUCCUGUCUACAGAUAAAGAUGAAGCUGCCAAAGAAAUGCUCGCGGCCUUCCCAAAGGAAACCGAGGAGGUUAAACAAAGAACCCUGACAACACUAUUGGAAAAAGUGGAAGGAUGCAAGAACAUCAUGGAAACCCCAGGAAGAUAUCUGGUCUAUAAUGGUGAUCUUUUGGAGUACGACGCAGAGAACAUGUCGCAGAUCCAAAAGGUCCACGCGUUUCUGAUGAACGAUUGCCUGCUCAUCGCGACUUGGCUGGCGAACCGCCGCGGAGCCGUUAAAUACAAAUACAAUGCGUUGUACGAUCUAGAAAGCUUCGCGGUUGUGAACGUGAAAGACAACCCUCCAAUGAAAGACAUGUUCAAAAUCCUCAUGUUCCCCGAGAGCCGCAUUUUCAAAGCCGAGAACAGCAAGAUCAAGAAAGAGUGGCUGGAAAUUCUGGAGGAAACGAAGAAGAACAAAGUGGCCAAAGACAAAAACGUAAAGGAAGAGGAAGUUCCGACGUCGCCCGUCCGACAGGAAGUCUCCACAAACCCAUUCGACGAGGAUGAGCCUCUGUAUUCGGAGGAGCUGGUGGAUCUCAGUCCCGAAUGGAUCCAGGAGCUUCCAGAAGACCUCGACGUGUGCAUCGCCCAGAGAGACUUUGAGGGUGCCGUUGACCUUCUGGAUAAGCUCAACGAAUAUCUGAAGGAGCAACCGGUGAGCCCACGAGUGAAGGAGCUAAGAGGGAAGGUGGAUGAGCGCGUUCGGCAGCUGACGGAGGUCCUGGUGUUCGAGCUCUCGCCCGAUCGCUCGCUCCGCGGAGGACCUAAAGCCACGCGGCGAGCUGUCUCUCAACUCGUUCGCCUGGGACAGUCCACAAAGGCCUGCGAGCUGUUUCUGAAGAACAGAGCGGCGGCCGUCCAGACCGCCAUCCGCCAGCUUCGCAUCGAGGGCGCCACGCUGCUCUACAUCCAAAAGCUCUGCAACAUCUUCUUCACCAGCCUGCUUGAAACCGCCAGGGAGUUUGAGACGGAUUUCGCAGGCAACACCGGCUGCUACUCGGCCUUUGUGGUCUGGUCGCGUUCAGUGAUGAAGAUGUUCGUCGAUGCCUUCAGCAAGCAGGUGUUCGACAGCAAAGAAAGCUUGUCCACCGCUGCGGAGUGCGUGAAGUUCGCCAGCGAGCACUGCAUGCAGCUGAGCGAGAUUGGCUUGGACCUGACCUUCAUUCUGCAGUCCUUGCUGGUGAAGGACAUCAGGGCGGCUCUCCAGAGCCAGAAGGACAUCAUCAUAGAAGCCACCAGGCAUCGUAACUCUGAGGAGAUGUGGCGCAGGAUGAACCUGAUGACUCCCGAAGCUCUGGCCAAGCUCAAGGACGAAAUGCGCAGCUGCGGGAUUAGCAGUUUCGACCAGUACACGGGAGAAGACUGCUGGGUCAACCUGAGCUACACCAUUGUGGCCUUCACCAAGCAGAUGAUGGCCUUCCUGGAAGAAGGGCUGAAGCUGUACUUCCCAGAGCUGCACAUGGUGUUUUUGGAGAGCCUGCGGGAGAUCAUACUGGUGGCGGUGCAGCACGUGGACUACAGCCUGCGCUGCGAGCAGGAGGCCGAGAAAAAGGCCUUUAUUCUGCAGAACGCUUCCUUCCUGCAUGAGACCGUGCUUCCGGUUGUGGAGAAGCGGUUUGAGGAGGGAGUUGGGAAACCAGCCAAACAGCUCCAGGAUCUGAGGAAGAGCUCUCGGCCUGUCAGGGUCAACCCCGAGAGCACCAUGUCCGUCGUUUAAUAGAGAUCCGUUUGGAUGUGAACUAGAGCUCUUCAAUACAUUUCACUACAUUGCACUCGCGUGACUCCUGUUUGGUCUUGCGAUACACUCCUAACUCUUUAAAGGAAAAAAACCCUGAAAAUAAAAAUUCUGUAAUUUUUUUUUUUACUCGCCUUUGUGACUAACCUAGAAAGAAAAAAAAACGAACCGCAAAACAUUGCAUCUUUUACAUUUCUGCCACAGAAUAAAGCAAAAUAGGUCAUUGUGAUCUCGUGAUUCUGGGGAAAAAGAAAGGCAGGGUAUAUACGUAAUCACAAUUUAUGAAUGAGUGUUGUAGAGUAAAAAAAGUAGUCUUGUGACUAAUUGCAAAUUUAGAUUUUCAGAGUUUACAUCCCACAAUUCUGGCUUUUCUUCUGAGUGAAUUUAUUGCUCACAGUUCGAAUGUGUCAGAAUUGCUUAUAAAUUGAAAUUGGUAAUACAUUAAUAGCUUGCAAUUCAGCCUUUUUUUAAAAUUGCAAUUAUUUGCGAGCCAUAAGUGAGAAUUGUUGAGAAUCUUUUUUAUUCUGUGGCAAUGGUAUAACACUUAAAUUGAAUGAUAUUAGGUGUAUUAAUUGUGCUUUGAUGAGAGAUCAGCUGUUCUUUAGUCAUAUAUAAUAAACUGUGUAUUAAGUAAAUGUAAAUGAACAUUGCCCUGUUGUAAUAUAAAGUUUUCAUUUGUCAUUUCAAUCAAACAUAAAGACAGAUGUAAAGAUGAAAACGCUUUUAUUUAUACUGUUUUCUUUUAAGCGUAUUUUUGCACACAUAAAAUAACAUGUUUGGUUUAAAAAAGCAAGGUGCAUUAAACUCACUAAAAAUA